UAGGACCUUCCAGUAUCACCAUAAAACCCUAUCACCGCCAACCAUCAAUCUUUCAGUGUAUAAAAAUAGACCCGCACCUUCUCAAUUAACCGCAAGUCGCUACAUCCGGGUUUCUAUACUUCUCGAGGGAUAAUAAGCCAGCGGUAUUAGCAUUUCAACUUGUGCUUUCCUUCUAUGAGUUAACAUAAGUCGGACUCACUAAUCAUCUAGCAUAAAGCACGACUUGCUAUUCUAUACCUUACAUCAUCUUUUACCUAAUAGAAGUCAACAUGACGGGCAUUCUAAACGAUGCUGCCUUGUCCGCAAUAGAAGACAUUAUCAAGGAGCAACUAGAAUCAAAGCUCUUAAAUCUCGCCCCCGAUCAAAUAAUUGAAACCCUACUACGAAGGCAAGACAGCGAGGAUAUUCGCCAUAAAAUACUCAGCCAGCUAGAUAAAGACAGCUUAAUGGAUAUGAUUGACGCGAGGGAGGACUCUAACACUAUCUAUGUGGAUAUAUUGAAGAGGAUCCUAUCCAAGGUACCCACGUCGAGCCAUACAUGUAUUAAGAAGGAGCAUUCCGGAAAUGACACUUCAAUUAGCGAAGCGAAUCCCCCGGAAGCCAACGUCGAAGCGGUCCAAACAUCGUCACCUAAUACCGAUAUACCGGCUGAACCUACGGACCACAUUUCUGCGGCUGAUGAGAACGGCGAUAGUAAUAUCUAUGACUACACCUCAUGUGGCUUGGCGUUCGAGCCCCAAAUACCUCACCUAGACGCGUGGAUCCCGAUGUUCAUGAGCGAGGACGAAUUUUACCGCAGUGGACCAAGUGUCGAAGAAAUUCGGUCAACAGUAGAUAUGGGAGGGAUAUCCGAUCGCCUCUUCGUAUUCAUCAAGCUAUUAAACCCACCUUAUCUAUGCUGUCGUGCUGAGAAAUAUCUAUAUUGGGCAGGAUCGAAUCGCACGUAUGUCCUCCCUAAAUUAGACACUCUGCCAGACAUAGUGAAGGCGUGGAAUAAAGGAACCAACCCACGAAUAAGCCAUAUAGCUAAGGCCUUUAUAGCUGUCAAGUGCUACAAGAAGUCUAUGGAAGUGGCGAAUGCUACUUUUCAUGAGUCCCAGUCUUCGGCUGGCUCUUUAGCUGAGUCUUCGACUGAUUUAGAAUCUAGUGAGGAGGACACCCCCCAAUAUAUAAUCUCGCAGCUCCUUCAGGCAGAGCCUAAGAAAGUACAUGUCGAUGGACAAAAAUGGCCAAAUAUAAUCGAGUAUGGGAAGAGACUUUCAUCUCUCUCGGAAGAUUUCGGAGGGCUGCCAUUUCUCUGUCUAUUCCCAUUAGCAGAGCUCGAUUGGCACAUGAGCUAUGCGUCACUGGUCGAUAGUCACGCCAUUCGGCACGUCUGGGAGCCCCUGAGAAGCCUCAUGAAACAAACUGGGUUGGGCCAGUUCUUCCGUUCAUUAUCGUACGCAGUUGGCGACAUACUGCAUCGCAAAUUACUAGGAGAAGAUACUUCAUCUCUUGAUUUCAGGGACCGGUUAGCGUCAGUCUUUGAUGAAUAUUCUUUAAAAGGAAUACUUUCGUGUUCUCCACGGCCGAAUGAACUGCCCUCGUCCAUUGCACCGGGUUUAACACCGCUAGUUUAUUGCGGACGGGUGACAAGCCUUGCCCAGUUAAACUCAGAGUCAUCACUCUCGCCAAGCUCAUUGCUUGGACUUGUCGACGGGGUGCUAAGUGAGGAUAUAAUUCGGCACUUGAUACAGCAGAGACUGCCAAACGACUGGACUAUCCUAGGACGAAGCGAGAUGUCGAAAGUCGCAAGUGAGGACUUAUUACUGCACAGCUUCCGAGGAAUUCUCAUUCCCUUAUGUAUAGACGAUGGGUGGGCUCUUAUCUGCUAUAUCAACCCAAAGCGUACUAAGGUUGCCGAUCCCAUUACCAUUAUCAAUCCCACAACCAGCGAUUAUAGAUUCCAAGUAGUUCUGAGUUUACUUUCGAAAUGGAUCCCAGAGCAAGAAGAUUGGAUUCCUAAGGACAUCACGACACAAUACGUCAAGAACGUUAAAUGCCAAGCAGCGUGCGAGAGAGAUAGCGGAGUACAUACUGUGCUCAAUGCAGUAGCUAUGGCGAAUUCAGGGGUUCCAGAGACUCGACUACUGGAUAGGAAAGUGUGUAGGGCACUCUGUAUGAGAUAUUUUAUUACCACGCUGAACGAACUGCAGCAAGCGGUUUCAAAAGCAGCUAGAAAGCGUGCUAUGGAGGGCAAAGUUUAGAUCAUGGUUGAUAGUAGAAGAUAUCCUUCAGAUCUACGCUGGGUUGAUCGCGAUAGCGCGUUUUCUACCUAUCUAAUAUGAUCUCGAAUGUUUUCUCCUACUGAUGAGCUUAAAAUAGUAAAGCAGUAGCGCCGGUGUUUUAAAGGGGGUGGUUGGGUUAACUCACAAGGCUCUAGCCCUCUAAUAUAUAUAUUUCUCCUAUUCCCAUUUAUCGCAAAGCAUGUCAUUUCUGUUAGUGCUUCCGAGAAUAUACUAUACAGUAACAUAAUCGAGGAGAC
Daldinia vernicosa is the source of this 2524-nucleotide messenger RNA. RefSeq lists its product as uncharacterized. The transcript has a single exon. NCBI's taxonomy places the organism in Eukaryota, Fungi, Ascomycota, Sordariomycetes, Xylariales, Hypoxylaceae. The coding region runs from base 270 to 2246 and encodes 658 amino acids. The record is from RefSeq and is a predicted model, not a curated record.